CCGAGCGCACAGCCUCGCCCCGUUCAACAAAGGCAGCCCGGGCGCGUGCGGCGUUCGCAACUCCAAAAUGCAGUCCCAACAGUACCUGCAGCAGCGUCGAAAAUUUGCAGCUGCCUUCCUGGCAUUCAUUUUCAUUCUGGCAGCCGUGGACACGGCUGAAGCGGGGAAGAAAGAGAAACCAGAAAAAAAAGUGAAGAAGUCUGACUGUGGAGAAUGGCAGUGGAGUGUGUGCGUGCCCACCAGCGGGGACUGUGGGCUGGGCACCCGAGAGGGCACCCGGACUGGAGCUGAGUGUAAGCAAACCAUGAAGACCCAGAGAUGUAAGAUCCCCUGCAACUGGAAAAAGCAAUUUGGAGCGGAGUGCAAGUACCAGUUCCAGGCCUGGGGAGAAUGUGACCUGAAUACCGCCUUGAAGACCAGGACCGGAAGUCUGAAGCGAGCCCUCCACAAUGCCGACUGCCAGAAGACAGUCACUAUCUCCAAGCCCUGCGGCAAGCUGACUAAGCCCAAACCUCAAGCAGAAUCUAAGAAGAAGAAAAAGGAAGGCAAGAAACAGGAGAAGAUGCUGGACUAAUGCCGUCUUCUUGGACCACGAAAAGGACAUCAGCAAAAAGGAGCAGUUAACUAUUGCAUUUAUACCCAUGUAGGCUUUGUAUUCAAAAAUUAUCUAUAGCUAAGUACACAAUAGGCAGAAACAAAAAGAAAAGAAAAAUUUUGUAGUAGCAUUUUGUAAAAUGUAUACCAUAGUACCACUAGGGGCUUAUAAUAAAGGACUGUAAUCCUAUUUAGAAAGUUGACUUGUAGUACAUGAUAAAUGGUAGAAAACUGAGGUAAGUUUUUUGAAGUUAUGUGAUAUUUUACAUUUAAAAUCUUUUUUUUUUUUUACUUUUUCUUUCGGCAGCAAUUUAUGUGUUAUGACCAUGUAAACUACUUUUCUCGUUAGAUAAAUUUUUCACCUAGACUUUUUUUCCCAAUUGAGAAAAAUAUAUACUAAACAAAGCAGCAAUAAAAUAUAA
Lynx canadensis (Canada lynx) is the source of this 1016-nucleotide messenger RNA. RefSeq names its product pleiotrophin (gene PTN). Gene Ontology annotation, molecular function: growth factor activity. The coding region runs from base 68 to 574 and encodes 168 amino acids. The record is from RefSeq and is a predicted model, not a curated record. The transcript is spliced from 5 exons. Lineage: Eukaryota; Metazoa; Chordata; Mammalia; Carnivora; Felidae.